GUGCUGUGUGCUGAUAUACUAUUGUAUAAAUUAUCUUAAUUGGUUUUGUGUAUAUAUACCGUGUAUACAAUAGUGUUUAUUUAUUUAUAUCUAUUAAUAAUAAUAAAAUUCAUGAAAAAUGAAUAUGUCAAUAGAUAAAAAAAAGUAUUCCUCGACUUUGCCAACAAAUUGGCCGACUCGGGACGAAAUUCCACGAAAAAAUUCAAAUCCACUACCUCCAUCAUCAGGCAAAGUUGAUGUUUACUAUUAUAGUCGAGGAGUAAGGAACGAUGCAUCACUAGUACCUCCAAUAAGACAAACAGCAUCUAUUUUCAAGCAACCAGUUACGAUUUAUAAAACACAAGACAGAAAAGUCAGCAAAGAUGUCAAGCAUGGUGCUCAGGAUAAACCAAAACAAGAAGGAACUGAUAAAACUGACAGCAAGUAUUGUUCUCAAGACAAGCCUAAACAGUUAUUCUGGGAAAAACGAUUGGAAGGCUUAAGAGCAUGUGAUCCAGAUGGUUAUGAAUUCAACGGAAUGGAUUUACCUAAAACCCUAAAACCCGUUGGACCUUACAUAACCGAAGAAACUCUUCUUCAAAGUGUAGCAACAGCUCUUCACAUGUCUUCCCAACCAGUCACCGGACAAACCGGCUCCAAAACUUCAUUAGAAAAAAAUCCAGGAGUAUUUUUAAAUCCUGACCAACCUCUCGUGCAGGCAGUAACGAUAGCUGACGAAGAUAUUAAAAAGCAAGAAGACCGAGUUGCUAUUGCCAGGAAGAAACUUCAAGAAGCAUUACGUUCUUAAUUUUUUAUUACUAAUUAAUCAAUUGUCCAUAUUAUUAAAAUUAAAAUUCACAAAUAAGUUUUUUUAUUUAAGUUCGACUUUUAUACUUGACAGCUCAAUCACAUAAAUCAUUGAUAUCAAUUAUAUAUUUAAGUUAUCGAUAAAAAUAAAAUUUUUUUAAUGGUA
Molecule: messenger RNA, 952 nt
Organism: Cotesia glomerata
Lineage: Eukaryota; Metazoa; Arthropoda; Insecta; Hymenoptera; Braconidae
Gene: MBD-like
Product: methyl-CpG-binding domain protein 3
Exons: 5
Coding region: 119-787 (222 amino acids)
Source: RefSeq, a predicted model, not a curated record